GCAUUCUGCCACCUUCCUGGGUCCUGUCACAUCCUUCUUGCUCAACCAUUGGGUACACAGGAUGGAAACUGCUCUCUCCUACUUGGAAGACAGCGUCGGGCUUGGCUUCGUUGAGUUGUGGUUGGACACGGAAGCAGCAGCCCCUUUCUUGGGCUUUCUGUAGCCAGUCUGUGUUGGAGGAAAGGGCAGUGCUCCAUGCCCCGCAGGCCCCAAAAGAUGGAAAGACAAGUGGUAGGCGGGAUGCGCAGAUUGUUCCGGAAACGGCUGCCUCGGCUCCGAGCAGGAUCUGCCCAGGACAAUCCAGGGGAAGCUGAAAAGGAGCCAGAAAGGGCCCGGGAGCACUGCCUCCCCAACUUUGCUGGAGGACAGCAUUUCUUUGAAUACCUCCUCGUGGUUUCCUUAAAGAAAAAGCGGUCUGGGGAGGAUUAUGAACCCACGAUCACCUACCAGUUUCCCAAGCGGGAGAACCUGCUUCGGGGCCAACAGGAGGAGGAGGAGCGGCUGCUUGAUGCCAUCCCCUUGUUUUGCUUCCCGGAUGGGAAUGAGUGGGCAACACUCCCUGGGUAUCGGAGGGAGACCUUCUCCUUCGUCCUGACCAAUGUGGAUGGGAGCAGGAAGAUUGGAUACUGCAGGCGUCUCUUGCCCAGCGGCCCUGGCCCUCGCCUCCCCAAGGUGUACUGCAUCAUCAGCUGCAUUGGCUGCUUCGGCUUGUUCUCCAAGAUCCUGGAUGAAGUGGAGAAGAGGCAUCAGAUCUCCAUGGCGGUCAUUUACCCGUUCAUGCAGGGCCUCCGAGAGGCGGCCUUCCCUGCUCCUGGGAAGACUGUCACCCUCAAGAGCUUCAUCCCCGACUCGGGCACUGAGUUCAUCUCACUGACACGGCCCCUGGACUCCCACCUAGAACACGUGGAUUUUAGUUCUCUGUUGCACUGUCUCAGUUUCGAACAGAUUCUCCAGAUCUUUGCCUCUGCAGUGCUGGAGAGAAGAAUCAUCUUCCUGGCAGAAGGUCUCAGCACCCUGUCUCAGUGCAUCCACGCUGCCGCUGCGCUGCUCUACCCCUUCAGCUGGGCACACACCUACAUCCCCGUUGUCCCCGAGAGCCUGCUGGCCACUGUCUGCUGCCCCACUCCCUUCAUGGUUGGAGUACAAAUGCGUUUUCGGCAGGAAGUUCUGGAGAGCCCCAUGGAAGAGGUCCUGUUGGUGAAUCUUUGUGAAGGGACCUUCUUAAUGUCAGUUGGCGACGAAAAAGACAUCCUACCACCCAAGCUUCAGGAUGACAUCUUAGGCUCUCUCGGCCAGGGGAUCAAUGAGUUACAGACUUCCGAACAAAUCAACGAGCAUGUUUCAGGCCCUUUUGUGCAGUUCUUUGUCAAGACGGUGGGUCACUAUGCUUCCUACAUCAAGCGGGAAGCCAGCGGGCAAGGCCGCUUCCAAGAACGGGCCUUCUGCAAGGCUCUGACCUCCAAGACCAAGCGCAGGUUCGUGAAGAAAUUUGUGAAGACACAGCUCUUCUCCCUUUUCAUCCAGGAAGCUGAGAAGAGCAAGAACCCUCCUGCAGGCUAUUUCCAACGGAAAAUACUUGAAUAUGAGGAACAGAAGAAACAGAAGAAAUCAAGGGAAAAGACUGUGAAAUAAGCUGAGGUGAAUGGAGUGACUAGACCUACAGGCCAGUUUUGGACUUUGUCCCCUGCCAGCACGGUAGGAUCAGUGAAGCGCUGAGCCCCCGGAACCCACAGCUGCCCUCCAAGUCUUGGUAACCAGGUCUUGCUUCGAGCUGGUGUCUUGAGUUUGGGGUCCCUGGAAUCAGCUUUCCCGAGACUUUAGAAGGCUCCAUCCUCUGUGCUCCGAGCUGGGCUCAAAGCUGCAUUUCCUGCAGAGGUGACACAGAGCAGGGAAUAGUAGCACAGGCGUUGUAGAGACUUACAAGUUGCUGUACCUGCCCUGUCCCGGGAACCGUGAUUAUUAUAUCAAGUCCUCCACGGCGAGAGCAGGUGUGGCCCAAAGGCGCAGGCUCUCCACAUAACACAGGUCUGUGGACAUGUGAGGAUAAGAAUAAAAACGAAAUUCUUCUUGUU
Messenger RNA from Rhinolophus ferrumequinum (greater horseshoe bat), 2072 nucleotides. RefSeq names its product DENN domain containing 2D (gene DENND2D). The transcript is spliced from 12 exons. Bases 196 to 1632 code for a protein of 478 amino acids. NCBI's taxonomy places the organism in Eukaryota, Metazoa, Chordata, Mammalia, Chiroptera, Rhinolophidae. The record is from RefSeq and is a predicted model, not a curated record. Gene Ontology annotation, cellular component: cytosol; nucleoplasm.